AUGAGUAAUCAUUAGAAAAAUUAGAAAUUGCCAACCUCAAAUAAUGAGCGUCUGGAAACUCAAAGAGAAAUGGACCAGCAUUUGAGAACAUCGGCAGCCAGGAAAAGCAGUUUUUUACCCUCUCGAACGAAGAGUUUAGGAUAAAGAUUGCUGAAUUUUGUGGGAAAACAAAUUUCUGUGGAUUAUUAAGAACGAUUAGUAUUGAAAAGUCUUUAGGCAGAAAAUAAUAAUGCCAAAAAGAUUUUUGAAAAAUUACUUGCUCGUAAAAACAAUCUGAAAAAUCUUACUAAUUUUCAUUUAAGCCUUUUGAAUGAUAAAGCCAUUGAAAAUGUUAGUUUAUUUCAAAGAUAAACAUCCUGUAAAAUCUUUAUUGAUAAGUUGCUAACAAAGAAACUUUUGAGAAUUUUUAAGCCCUUUGUGGAUAAUUUAACACAGCAUAUUAAAGCAUUGCCUUUGUUAUAUCCAGAGAGUACGAAAAUUGUAUUAUGGGAUAUACUUGCAAUUUCAUCCAAAUUAUACUUUUUGUAUCUAAUCCCUUUAGAAUUAGCAUGGACAAGUAGAUCAUUGCUUUACAAUAGAUACUAUUCGUCAACAAUCAUUAUGCUCAUCAUAUUAGUUGUUGAUUUUAUAAUUGGUCUUAAUACUGCUUAUUAUAAUGCAGGAUCAUUAAUUACCAAUCGAAUAUAAAUCUUUAAACAUUAAAUCACAAAAUCUCUUGGAUUAGAGUGGAUUUCAACAAUCAUUUUGAUAAUAUUAUUCAUAAUUUGCAAAUCAACAGAUAUUAUGAUAAAUGUGACUGAGAAUCCUGUGUACUUAAUUUUAUUAAGUGUGCUGUCUCAUUAAAUUAAUGUGCAUUACAAAACAAGCCAAUAUGAAUUAGCAUUAAAUUUAUCUAAAAAAGUAUCCAGUUGUUUAGAAUUGCUCAAAUUUUUACUGUUAUUAUUUUAUGUCAUUCACUUAUUCUCCUGUCUGUGGUUUUGGGUUGGAAAUUAUAGCAGAGAGAAUUAUGAAUUCACAUGGCUGGACACUCUCAAGGAUCUACCAAUAAUAGACUGGACAGAUGAAUAUUUGUAAUCAUUUUAUUAUGUUUGCGUUACAAUGUUUACAGUUGGAUAUGGUGAUAUCACUCCUAAAAGUGGGUUAGAGAAAUCAAUCUGUAUUUUUCUGAUCCUUAUCUCAAGUAUUUAACUUCCUUACUCAAUUAAUACUGUGGGGUCUAUCAUUGAAAAGAUAUCUGAUUAUGGAGAAGAAACCAGAAAUAAAUUAAGAACUAUCAAUAGUUACAUGAACAAAAAGAGGGUUCCUUAUAAUAUACAAAACUAAAUUAGAUAGUAUUUAAAUCACUAUUGGGAAUCAUUAUAAGGAUAAGACACAGAAGAAGAGAAAGUAAUAAUAUCUUAAUUAUCUGAAAAUUUAAGGGAAUAACUCAUUAUUUAGGCUAACAGCAGAAUCUUUGCUAAAGUUCCAUUAUUAUAAUUGAAUUUUAGUCAUUAAUUACAAUAAAGUCUGCUCAAAAAGGUCUAAUCUAUUUAAUUGUAACCAGAAUAAAUAAUUGAAUUAGAUAAUAAAAUCUCAUGCUACUUUGUUGAUGAAGGAGAAAUCAAUUUACUAAUUGAAUCUGGGUUGGUUAUUUAAAAAGCAAAAAAAGAUGAUGUUAUUGGUUUGGAGAACUUAUUUUUAGGAUUUCAAAGUAAAAACCAAAGACUAAAAAGUAUUGGAUUUACUAAAUUAUAGAUCCUAUCCAGAUAAGAUUUCUUAUAAGAUUUAAAAGAUUUUCCUAAUGAUUAUGAAAAAUUCUGUGCCAUCAAAGAUGAUUUGUUAUUCAACUUUAAAUCCUCCUAUAUCUAAAAGUAAUGUGAUUCUUGCUUUUAAACAGGACACGAAAUUAUCAAUUGUUAAAUGCUUCACUAUGUACCUUAGAAAGAUCUUUUGAUUAAAAGAUGCCAAUAUCCGAAAAAGUAAACAAGACGUGAAUUUGAAAGAAGAAUUGUUCUUCCUGAACUAGAUAAUUAGGAGUUUAAUGAAACAAAGUCACAAUUUAUAAAAAAAUAUUACAUACCUCAAUAAGCUAUCAAUAUUAAUAAUAUUAAGAUUAAUGAUAAGUUAAAUGAAUAAAAUACUUUAAGCAAUAUUUAAGAUGAUGUGAUUGAAUAACAAGAUUAAAAAAUGGAUAAUCUGAGAGUUUCAACAACUUUAAAUUAAAAAUAACAGUUCAAGAGAGAAUCAGUAUUAGCAAUUUCUUAUAUACCAGGGAAUAACAUUGAUCAAAUUAAAAGAAGUAUAAAUAACAACAAAAAAGUUGGUCUUAAUCAAUCUAACAAAAAAUAAUAAUUAGAUAUCUAAUUAGAGAGUAUAGGACUCUAAAGACAAAAUAGCUUAACAUCUAGAAGAUAGUCAUAAGCAGUAAAUAUGAUGAAUAUUUAUCAAUUAAGUUUGAAUAAUAAUGCGUAUAAAUAAAACUAUUUGUAAGAGUUGAUUAGUACAAAUUAUGAUAUUAAUUUUGAUGAAGAGUUAAGGGCUAGGUAUGAUAAUUUAAAUUAAAUAAAAAACAUGAGUCCUGAAGAUAAAUAAGCAAUUGAAUUACUAUAUUUGAAAUAGGUUAAUAAAUAAAAAUAUUAGAAAAAAGGCUUAAUGGAAUUUGAAACCAUUAAAUGCUACCAUGACUAUUUUCCUCAAUAUAAUCUUAAUAGGUAAAUUAGCAAAGCAAACAAGCCAGGAAAUCCAUUAUUAAAAACUUUAAUUUAAAAGUACAUCAAUUAUAUACUUUACCCAUCAGAGUUUGUUUCAAAGUUUAAAUUACUUUAAUCGGACCAAUAAAGAAUUCGUUUGAAUACUGAAGAGGAGAAGUAUUGA
Molecule: messenger RNA, 2853 nt
Organism: Paramecium tetraurelia
Lineage: Eukaryota; Ciliophora; Oligohymenophorea; Peniculida; Parameciidae
Exons: 3
Source: RefSeq, a predicted model, not a curated record